AUGUCGAGCCUCUCUCCUAUCAAUCCAAAGCCCUUUCUUCGAGACCUCAUAGGCAAAAAGAUAGUUGUGACUUUAAAGUUCAACAACACACAAUACAGAGGAAUUCUUGUAUCCACAGAUAACUACUUCAAUCUACAACUAUCAGAUGCAGAAGAAUUCAUCUCCUCACAAUCAAAGGGCAAAGUAGGUGACAUUUUCCUUCGUUGCAACAAUGUACUCUGGAUUGGCGAAGACCGGUCGAACACAGCUGCCAGCGAAUCAGAAAAGAGUGAAAAUGCACUGGAGUCUCAACCCGUCGAGGAUAAAGAGCCACUGGCUCAUACAGCACCAAAUCAAGAGCCAGUAUAA
Molecule: messenger RNA, 348 nt
Organism: Lachancea sp. 'fantastica'
Lineage: Eukaryota; Fungi; Ascomycota; Saccharomycetes; Saccharomycetales; Saccharomycetaceae
Source: the annotation of a GenBank genome assembly